AUACUCCAAAUAAGUACAAAAACAGUACUCGUCAGUGUAGUUGUAGGUCAACUGCGCUUUGACGUGCGGUCACGUGACAGGAGGCAACCGCCAGGACGACGUCGAUCUCGCCGUGAUGGCUGCUCCGCCCGAUACGGAGAGUUUGGAGUCUCGUAUCAACAGAGCAACCAACCCACUGAAUCGGGAUACGGACUGGGGCAGCAUCAAUGCCUUCUGCGAACAGCUCAACAAUGACUUGGAGGGACCUCAGCUGGCCACCAGGCUGUUGGCGCACAAGAUACAAUCGCCACAGGAGUGGGAGGCCAUGCAGGCUCUACUGGUGCUGGAGACAUGUAUGAAAAAUUGUGGGAAAAGGUUUCACAACGAAGUGGGCAAGUUCCGCUUUCUUAACGAACUUAUCAAAGUAGUUUCUCCGAAGUACCUGGGCUCACGCUCACCAGACCCAGUGAAGAAGAAGGUCUUGGAGUUGAUCUACAGCUGGACUUUGGGGUUACCAGACGAAUCCAAGAUCUCAGAUGCCUACCAGAUGCUCAAGAAACAAGGUAUUCUCAAACAAGACCCACAGUUGCCCCCCGAUUUACUACCCAGUCUUCCUCCACCCAGACCUAAAAAUGCCAUUUUUGAGGACGAAGAGAAGUCCAAAAUGUUGUCACGCCUGCUGAACAGCUCCCAUCCUGAGGACUUGAAAGCCGCCAACAAACUCAUCAAGGAAAUGGUCCAGGAGGAUCAGAAGCGAGCAGAGAAGGUGUCCAAGCGGGUCAGCGCCAUUCAGGAGGUGAACGAGAGCGUCAGCCUGCUGACUCAGCUCCUGCAGGAUUACGACAGCACCGCCACAAGUCAGAGCAACUUUGAGCUCCUUCAGGACCUUUACCAGCGCUGUGAAAAGAUGAGACCCACACUGUUCAGAUUGGCCAGUGAUACGGAGGAUAACGACGAGGCUUUAGGUGAGCUUUGCCAAGAAAUACUUUCUCCAAAGCAGCCUGAACCGUGGAUUUUUAUUUCUGUUUUGUUGGCACAUUCCACAGCGGAGAUCCUGCAGGCCAAUGACAGCCUGACUCAUGUCAUCAACCUGUACAAACAGCAGGUGAAAGGGGAGGUGGUGAACGGCAACAAUGCAUUAAACACACAAAAACAGACAGGAGGAACUGCACUGCUGGACCUGUCGGGGUUGGACACGUCACCCCAGUCGCCCCCCUCCUUCCCAGAAUUCCCUACUCCAACCGACAGCCUCAACGCGACCUCACAGGAAACGGGCAUCUCUCUGCUGGACGACGAGCUCAUGUCGCUUGGUCUAAGCGAAGGAACACACACCUCCAACCCUCCCUCGCAGCCGGAGGACUCCACCGCCUGGGAUUCUUUCCAGUCAUCUGACAGCAUCGAUGCAGACAUCCCAGCAGCACCCAGUCUCCUCCUGACUCCAGAAGCACCCUCCCACUCCCAUCCCAUCUCCCCUGGCUCGGCCCCCAGAGGCUCGGCCCUCGAUGAGCUCGACUUGUUGGGAAAGACGCUUUUGCAGCAGUCCCUUCCUCCAGAGGGCCUGCAGGUUAAAUGGGACAAGCAGCAGUCCAAGCCAACUCUGCGAGAUCUACAGAGCAAGUUGGGGUCCAACAUCACCCCCAACCCCAUCCCAAUCUUUGUCUCGGACCAUCCCCCACUACCCCUGCACUCAGAGCCCAGCCUUGGUUCUACCUUGUUGGACGUGUCCCCAGCUCACACGGAGGACUCCCUGGCAGAUGUUUUUGUACCUCUAGAAUCCAUUAAGCCCAGUAGUCUGUUACCUGUCACCGUCUUUGACGGACACAGUCUUCGUCUUCUUCUCCACGUUGCACGCGACCCACCUCCCUCACGCCCCGACGUGCUGGUGGUCAUCAUCUCCAUGCUGUCCUCUGCUCCUCUGCCCGUCACAAACAUCCACUUCCAGAUUCUGCCGCAAAAGUCAAUGGUGGUGAAGUUGCAGGCACCUUCAGGAACACAACUUCCUGCCUUCAACCCCAUCCUUCCUCCUGCGGCCGUCACACAGAUCAUGCUCCUGGCAAACCCAAAUAAGGAGAAAGUGGAGCUGCAGUACAGAUUAAAGUUCUCCAUCGGUGAGCAGGAGCACUGCGAGGAAGGGAGUCUGCCACCUCCAGACACUUGGGGCACUCUAUAGCGCUUCAACCGGCUGAGAGACUCUAGUCCACAGAACUCUGCGUGAAUAACCUCUUCCUAAUCGCUGCACACCUGCUAGCAUCCUCCCGCUCUUGCUCAUGCUCAGUGUGUGCCAACUUUGCUUUUACCCGCCCUGCUUUGCACAAUCUCUUGCUUCGGCCCUCCGCCUCUUCUUUUUUAUUUUCUGGUUGCUUCAAACGAAGAGCAUCUGGUGCAGGUGUGCACCCUCCAAGGUACGUGUCUUCAUGCAUGCUCCAAGUAACCCAGCAACACACAUACUUAAGUCCACCCUCAACUGCUGAAUCCUCCUGUCUUUAGUUUGACCUCAAAAGGGAUUUGCCUCUUUUGUGUAACGGGGGAAAAAAAGUACUGGUAUUUUCCGGACUAGAGAGCGCGCCACCCACUCAAAUUUAAGAAAGCUCAAGUAUUUGCUGCAGAUAUGUACGUUCCCAGCCGGCACAAGACCUUGAAGCAAUGUUGAUUAUACGUACAUGUCCUUUAAAAGUCACUUUGAAACAACAUAGCACAAUAGUUGUAUUUGUACAUUGCGACAACGUUGAUGUCUAACGUUGGAUCCACCUUCUUGGUUGGGAAAAUGAGCAAAAUUCAAUGGUCACAUCAACGUCAGAACCCAACAUUGAUUAAACGUGGUCAAAAAGCAGGUUUGAGUUGCUCAACAUCAGGACCUCAACGUUGUUUCAAUGUCUUGUGCCUGUUGGGUUGUGAAAUGAGUUAUUUACACACAAAUAUUUUGUUAACGUUUGUUUACAUACCUCACGUGUUUCCGUAACACGGCAGUAAAAGAGCUGAUCAAACAAAACAGAAGUCAUGGUCAUGGACCAACUAGCUGCGCAAGCUAGCUCUCCAAUCAGCGAAAUAACUCCACGCUGACCUUUUGGUGACUUUACUGAAGAAUUUGUGAACGUGAAACUAUACAAACAGAAUUCCUUUGUACGUUAUUAAUGCUAACACAGACACUCAUAAUCAUGUUAGGAUAUUAGCUAAUGCUAACAUUACGAUAGCUCGUAAAAAUAUGCUAAAACACUCCUACAGACAUCACACAUGGGACACUUUAGUAAGUAUCAGUUGUUUUGGUUAUAUUGUAAAACAAACUGAAUGAAGUAUCCAUACCAGUAGAAACGCUAUGGACCGCUAAAAGACUAAAUGGCACUUGUACUUCCGGUUGCAAGGACUAAAUCAGUAUGUGUGUUUUUUUGUCUUAUUUAACGUUUUACAUUACGGUUGUCAGCGAAGGAAAAUUAUCCGCAGCUUUCAAAGCGCAGAAAAAAGGAAGCGACUUAUAGUCCGGAAUUUACGGUACUGUGACAUGGUUGUGUACUGUCUGCCAUUUGUGCCUCUUUCUCGCGUCGUUUUAGCUGAUUGUCAAAUGUCACUGACGUCAUUAAACUCCUGUUUUCAUCCACAGUCCAUGCACACCUUUUGAAGUUAGGCCUGAAAUGUCCAAUGACUUUUAGUUUCUAUACCAUCCUCCUGCUCUCUUUUACCAGCCAGCUUUGUAAAUAUUCAUGUACAUUUGACUUGUGCAGCAGCAACAUGCCAACGUGCAGAAGUAAUAAUAAAGGAUGUUUUUUUCUGGGGUGAUGGAGGCUGAAUUGGAAGGCAA
Molecule: messenger RNA, 3772 nt
Organism: Nerophis ophidion (straightnose pipefish)
Lineage: Eukaryota; Metazoa; Chordata; Actinopteri; Syngnathiformes; Syngnathidae
Product: ADP-ribosylation factor-binding protein GGA1-like
Exons: 16
Coding region: 116-2149 (677 amino acids)
Biological process (GO): vesicle-mediated transport; intracellular protein transport
Cellular component (GO): trans-Golgi network
Molecular function (GO): ubiquitin binding; small GTPase binding; phosphatidylinositol binding
Source: RefSeq, a predicted model, not a curated record